GAAAGCGUGUUUGCAUUGGGCGAACUGUCUAGGAGGAGCAGAGGAAAAAGGUUUUCUUCUAAUGGAGAAGAGAGAAGACUUGAAGUCAAUCCUCCCCUUUUUGCCACUUAAACUCCGAUCAUCUUCACUUGUUUGGCCACCUUCAGUAGUUGAAGCCCUCAAUUCCCUCUCACAAGGCCCUCUUCACAGCAAUGUUGACUCAGGCGAAGUCCUUUUCAUCGCCAUUUCCGAUAUUCGAAGCUCUCUCUCCCUCCCCAAUUCUUCCAUUGCUUAUUCUGCUUCUCACGGUUUUGCCCUCUUCCUUGACGAUUUGCUUCCGAGGGCUGCAGCUGCAAAAUGGUUCCGAGUGGUGGUUCCGUACUUGGCUACUUUGCUUUUGAAAUUGCCUUCAUUAUUAGAAACUCACUAUGAGAGUGCUGAUGGUGGAGUUUUGAGAGGAGUGAAAACCGGUCUUCGGUUGUUGGAAUCACAAGAGUCUGGCAUUAUCUUCCUUAGUCAGGAAUUAAUUGGCGCUCUCCUUGCAUGCGCGUUGUUUUGUCUAUUUCCUACCAACAAUAGAGGUGCCAAACGUCUCCCAAUGAUCAACUUUGAUCACUUAUUUGCGUGUCUACAUGAUCAUUAUGAAGAAGUUGAAAAUAAAUUGAAGUGCAUUGUUCACUAUUUUGGGAGGAUAUGUUCAUCUAUGCCCCUGGGCUAUGUGUCUUUUGAGCGCAAAGUGCUUUCUCUUGAAUGUACUCCAUCUUGUAUUCCCUAUCCAAAAGAAAAAAAUUGGAGCCAGUCCAACAUUUCCCUUUGCCAUAUUGUGAUUACCGUUUCAGGCUUAAUUGAAGAUCAAUCACGUGAAGCUAUUGAAGUUGAUUUUGCUAACAUGUAUUUAGGAGGUGGCGCUCUCGUUAGGGGCUGUGUGCAGGAAGAAAUUCGGUUUAUGAUCAAUCCGGAGUUGAUCGCUGGCAUGCUUUUCCUGCCGUGCAUGACAGACAAUGAAGCAGUAGAAAUUGUUGGUACGGAAAGGUUUUCAAGUUAUACCGGGUAUGCCUCUUCAUUCCGGUUUAAUGGUGACUAUGUGGACAAAAAAGAUAUGGAUGUUCUUGGAAGGCGUAAGACUAGGAUAGUUGCAAUAGAUGCACUCUGCAGCCCGGGAAAGAGCCAGUACAGACCUGAAUGCCUUCUAAGGGAGAUUAACAAAGCAUUUUGCGGCUUCAUGGAUCAAUUCAAGUGUCAUCAGUAUCAACAGUUUCUCAAAGAUGAUGGCCUCCUGGGACUUCAACAUGAUCAAAAUGUUAAAGACUCCGGUGGAAGGUCCAUUGUUAAUCUUCUGUCUCUUGGUCAUACUUCAACUUCAUCUCAAGAAACUGAGGAAACAUCGGAAAACCAGUUAAUCAGACGUGAGGGACACAGUCAUCAACCUUUAGACAAUCAGCAUGAAAUUGGGGUUGUGACUGGUAAUUGGGGUUGCGGUGCUUUUGGGGGAGAUCCUCAACUUAAAGCUAUGCUUCAAUGGAUUGCUGCAUCUCAGGCAUUGAGACCUUUCAUCUUGUAUUGCACAUUUGGUCUGGAAGCAUUGCAGAUGCUGGACCAGGUGACUCAAUGGAUUGUUUCACAUCAGUGGACUGUAGGGGAGCUUUGGAAUGUGUUGGUGGAAUACUCAUCUCAGAGAUCGAGGGGAGAAACUAGAGUAGGCUUCUUCAAUUGGAUCCUUCCAUCAUUGUGUUCUCGUGAUGCCAUGCUCAACAAUUCCUAUGAUGAUUGAACUUUCCCGGGCAUUUUAUGUUAAAUAAUGUAACACGGUCCUUGUAUUAGCCACUUCUUUGUAUUGUAUUAGAGGGUGAGAGGUGUCAUCAUGGUUC
This is a messenger RNA of Nicotiana tabacum (common tobacco), 1847 nucleotides long. RefSeq names its product poly(ADP-ribose) glycohydrolase 1-like. Gene Ontology annotation, cellular component: nucleus; cytoplasm. Gene Ontology annotation, biological process: nucleotide-sugar metabolic process; ATP generation from poly-ADP-D-ribose; regulation of DNA repair. Gene Ontology annotation, molecular function: poly(ADP-ribose) glycohydrolase activity. Lineage: Eukaryota; Viridiplantae; Streptophyta; Magnoliopsida; Solanales; Solanaceae. The record is from RefSeq and is a predicted model, not a curated record.